AUAAGUUUUGGCUCCAACGGUGUAACAAAAAAACUUACAACACAUUUAACCAGAAGACAAGAGAGUAAUAAAUCACUUCUUCUGUCCCUUAUUGAAGGAUUGAGAGCUGCUGCCAGACAAGGACUUCUGUGAUGAGAAAAAACCUGCUUCAAAUGUUGUGAGAAUUUCACUUCAGAACAACAUGACGUUCAUUUCUGUUGAAAAGCUACACUUGGCAUGUUAUUUGUCAGUGGGUCUGCUGAGUCUACCACUGUUGACAGAUUGUACAAAAGUACGGCUGGUGGGAGGUAAACUGUGUUCUGGUAGAGUGGAGGUCUUCUACAUGAACAGCUGGGGGACAGUAUGUGAUGACGAGUGGGGGAUGAGCAAUGCUGAAGUGUUGUGUCGAGAGCUUAAUUGUGGACCAGCUAUCGAAGUCAAAAAAAAGGCCUUCUUUGGACAAGGAAGUAACAGCAUCUGGCUGGAUGAUGUAUGGUGCUCUGGUAGUGAGUCUUCCAUCUUCAACUGUCAACACGAUCGUCUAGGAGAUCACGACUGUAACCAUGGAGAAGAUGUUGGUGUUAUCUGUUCAGACAGUGUGAAGCUGGUCAAUGGAAGUAAUCGUUGCAGGGGGAGAGUGGAACUGUACCACAAUAGUCAGUGGAGACGAGUGUGUGAUAGCGGCUGGGGUAAGGAAGAAGCUGAUCUAGCCUGCAGAUUGGCCGAAUGUGGCUCUUCGGUGGAUCAGAGUGAAGUGUUAGAUUUUGGAGAGGCACAUGGGUUGUCUGGAGUCAAAGCCAACUGUUCAGGAAAUGAGCAGUCUCUCUUUGAAUGCAGUCUUCAGGAAUUUCAGGAAAGCUGUGUUGAUGCCACUGUUGUCUGCUCAAAUGCUAAACCAAUUCGAUUGGUCGGUGGGAAUAAUCGAUGCGCGGGUCGAGUGGAGAUCUACGCUAUGGAAGAAUGGGGAACAGUUUGUGAUGACGGAUGGGGGUUUGAAGAAGCGACGGUUGCAUGCCGACAAAUGAAUUGUGGGAAUGCUCUGAGUGCAAAAUCCGGUGCCUUUUUUGGCAGAGGUGGAGGAAGAAUUUUGAUUGAUGACAUUAACUGCAUUGGUAACGAGACAUCCCUUUUUGACUGCCGUCAUAGAGGCUUCGGUAUCCAUUUCUGUAGCCACAGUGAAGAUGCUGGGGUUAUAUGCACAGGAUCAAUCAGAUCCAAUGGCGGGACUGACCGCUGCUCUGGCAGAUUGGAGGUGUCCCGUGGUGGCAGAUGGGGGAAAGUCUGUAACAAUAACUGGGGCCCACGUGAAGAAAAGAUGCUGUGUUACGAACUCUCCUGUGGAGCUCCUAUCAAAACACAUGACACACCAAUCUACAGAGAAAACAGUGGACAAAGGAGUUAUUUGAGUAACUGCUCUGUGGAUGUGAACUCAAUCACAAACUGUACAUUUACAGAAAACCCAGAGAGGUGUGAGGGUGUUUCUCUGUCCUGUAAAGGUACUCCAUUAAGGAUUGUGAACGGCACUGAUCGAUGCUCUGGCAGAGUGGAGGUUGUGCACAGUGGUGAGUGGGGAACAGUGACUGAUGAAUGGUGGGACAUCUUGGAUGCCGACGUCCUGUGCAGAGAAAUGGACUGUGGGAUGGCUUUAGCAGCAAAAUCUGGAGCCUUCUUUGGCGAAGGUCAGGGACGUAUCUGGUUGAAUAGGAUCAACUGUUUGGGUAAUGAGUCUUCCAUUGUGAACUGUGAGCAUUUUUCAUUUGGAUCAAGUGGCUAUGGUCAUAACAAAGAUGCUGGUGUGGUGUGUUCAGCUUCCAUCAGACUGGUCAAUGGGACAGACCGGUGUUCAGGGAGGGUGGAGGUCUACCGAGGUGGCCAUUGGUCACCAGUUCUUAACUUUAACUGGGGAAUAAAUCAAGCUACAGUGCUUUGCAAAGAGAUCAACUGUGGAGAUCCUGUACAGUUUUCAGGAUCACCUUCUCGGGUUGGAGACCUGAGAGGAUAUAAAGUCAGUUGCACUGGUACAGAGAGCUCUCUGACACAGUGCACACUGACAGAAUAUGUCAGGACCAGCAGUGAUCAUAUGAACGAUGCAUCUGUUGUUUGUUCAGGUAUUGUUAAAUUGGCUGGUGGGCCUAACCACUGUGUUGGAAGAGUGGAGCUCUAUGACAAAGGCCAGUGGGGGGCAGUGUGUGGUGACUCCUGGGACAUGUUUGAUGCAGCAGUGGUGUGUCGAGAGCUGAACUGUGGGAUGGCUCACAAAAUCACCACCAUGCCCAAAUAUGGUCAUGGCACAGGACCGGUCUGGACUGAUCAGAUUGACUGCCGUGGACAGGAGUCCAUACUGUCUGUUUGCCCACGAAGUUCAUUUAGCAACAAUACUUGCAACAUCAACUCAGUUGCUGGUGUCACCUGUACAGAGGGUUUGACAGUCCGAUUAGUCAAUGGUAACAAUCGCUGUGCUGGCAGAGUAGAGGUUUUCAGUGGUGGAGUGUGGGGAACAGUAUGUGACACAGAUUGGACCAGGACUAAAGCGAAGGUGGUGUGUGAGCUGUUGGAGUGUGGAAGGUCUGCAAAGGUUCCUGAGGGUGCUGAGUUUCUUCAAGGCACUGGACCAGUGAUGGAAGCAACUGAUUCAUGUUUUACCAAUGUGGCAUCUCUUGAACAAUGCUCAGUCAGAGGUUUCAGAAAUUCAACAUGUGGACAUGAAAAGGACGCUGGUGUUGUUUGUGCAGGUGAUCCAACCUUACGACUGGUCAAUGGUACUGACCGAUGUUCAGGCAGAGUGGAGGUUCUGUAUAAUGGUCUGUGGGGAACAGUGUGUGAUGAUGGCUGGGACAUCAAAGAUGUGGAUGUGGUCUGCAGAGCCAAGAACUGUGGAAGUGCCCAGAAAGCCAAGUCCAGAGCCUUCUUCGGUGAAGGUCAGGGACCCAUUUGGCUGGGUGAUGUCGAAUGUUUUGGUAAUGAGUCCUCCCUUUCACACUGUGGACACAUCUUGCUUGGACGACGUAACUGUGGCCAUAGUGAGGAUGCUGGUGUGGUGUGUUCAGCUUCCAUCAGACUGGUCAAUGGGACAGACCAGUGUUCAGGCAGGGUGGAAGUCUACCAUGAUGACCAGUGGUUACCAGCCCUUAACUUUAACUGGGGAAUAAAUCAAGCUACAGUGCUUUGCAAAGAGAUCAACUGUGGAGAUCCUGUACAGUUUUCAGGAUCAUCUUCUCAGGUUGAAGAACUGAGAGGAUAUAAAGUCAGUUGCACCGGUACAGAGAGCUCCCUGACACAGUGCACACUGACAGAAUAUGUCAGAACCAGCAGUGAUCAUAUGAACGAUGCAUCUGUGGUUUGUUCAGGUACUCUUAAAUUGAGUGGUGGGCCCAACCGCUGUGUUGGAAGAGUGGAGUUGUUUGAGAAUGGACGGUGGGGGACAACAUGUGGCGAUUCCUUGAACAUGAAUAAUGCAGCAGUGGUGUGUCGACAUCUGAAUUGUGGGAUGCUUCAUAAAAUCACGAAAACCCCUCUCUAUGGUACUGGGACAGGACAGGUCUGGACUGAGGAUUAUGUAUGUAAUGGACAGGAGUUAACAAUGUCACAGUGUGCAGUAAGACCAUCUAGAGCCAGGACUUGUAACAUGAACUCAGUUGCUGGUGUCAUCUGCACAGAUGGUUUGACAGUCCGAUUGGUCAAUGGUAAUGAUCAGUGCUCAGGCAGAGUUGAGGUUCGUUAUGGUGAAGUGUGGGGAACAGUGUGUGACUCAGACUGGACCACGAAUAAAGCUCAAGUGGUGUGUGACCUGUUGGACUGUGGACAUGCUUUCAGUGUUCCUGGUGGUGCCCACUUUCAUCAAGGCACUGGACCAGUGAUGGAAGCAACGGAUUCAUGUUUUACUAAUAUGACAUCCCUUGACAAAUGCUCAGCUAACGGUUUCAGAACUUCAACAUGUGGACAUGAGAAGGAUGCUGGUGUUAUUUGUGCAGGUGAUCCAACCUUACGACUGGUCAAUGGUACUGACCGAUGUUCAGGCAGAGUGGAGGUUCUGUAUAAUGGUCUGUGGGGAACAGUGUGUGAUAAUGGCUGGGACAUCAAAGAUGUGGAUGUGGUCUGCAGAGCCAAGAACUGUGGAAGUGCCCAGAAAGCCAAGUCCAGUGCCUUCUUUGGAGUAGGUCAGGGACCCAUUUGGCUGGCUGAUGUCAACUGUUUUGGUAAUGAGUCCUCCCUUUCACACUGUGGACUCAUCUUUUUUGAACGAAGUGACUGUGGCCAUAGUGAGGAUGCUGGUGUGGUGUGUUCAGCAUCCAUCAGACUGGCCAAUGGGACAGACCGGUGUUCAGGCAGGGUGGAGGUCUACCAUGAUGACCAGUGGUUACCAGCCCUUAACUUUAACUGGGGAAUAAAUGAAGCUACAGUGGUUUGCAGAGAGAUGAAUUGUGGAGAUGCUGUACAGUUUUCAGGAUCAUCUUCUCAGGUUGAAGAACUGAGAGGAUAUAAAGUCAGUUGCACCGGUACAGAGAGCUCCCUGACACAGUGCACACUGACAGAAUAUGUCAGAACCAGCAGUGAUCAUAUGAACGAUGCAUCUGUGGUUUGUUCAGGUACUCUUAAAUUGAGUGGUGGGCCCAACCGCUGUGUUGGAAGAGUGGAGUUGUUUGAGAAUGGACGGUGGGGGACAACAUGUGGCGAUUCCUUGAACAUGAAUAAUGCAGCAGUGGUGUGUCGACAUCUGAAUUGUGGGAUGCUUCAUAAAAUCACCACUACGCCUCUCUAUGGUACUGGGACAGGACAGGUCUGGACUGAGGAUUAUGUAUGUAAUGGAUGGGAGUUCACAAUGUCACAGUGUGCAGUAAGACCAUCUAGAGCCAGGACUUGUAACAUGAACUCAAUUGCUGGUGUCAUCUGCACAGAUGGUUUGACAGUCCGAUUGGUCAAUGGUAAUGAUCAGUGCUCAGGCAGAGUUGAGGUUCGUUAUGGUGAAGUGUGGGGAACAGUGUGUGACACAGACUGGACCAUGAAUAAAGCUCAAGUGGUGUGUGAGCUGUUGGACUGUGGACAUGCUGUCAGUGUUCCUGGUGGUGCCCACUUUCAUCAAGGCACUGGACCAGUGAUGGAAGCAACUGAUUCAUGUUUUACUAAUACCACAUCCCUUGACAAAUGCUCAGCUAAAAGUUUAAGAACAUCAACAUGUGGACAUGAGAAGGAUGCUGGUGUUAUUUGUGCAGCACAGAUUCGGUUGGUCAAUGGCGCCAGUGAAUGCUCUGGUAGAGUGGAGAUCUUUCAUAAGGGUCAAUGGGGAACUGUGUGUGAUGAUGACUGGGGUACUCCUGAUGCCAUGGUGGUAUGCAGACAGCUGGGAUGUGGUCAUGCAAUUUAUGCACAUUCUAGUUCCCGCUUUGGGAGAGGCAGCGGUCCAAUAUGGCUGGAUGAUGUGAUGUGUGGAGGUGAAGAACUAUUUCUAACACAUUGUCACCACAAUGGUUUUGGAAAAAAUAACUGUGGGCACGAUGAGGAUGCAGGUGUUACCUGUGUUGGUCGUCUUCAUAAGCCCCGAAUCACUCUGAGUCCUGCUUCAGAGGUAAACUGGGGAGACAGAGUUGAAAUCACCUGCACUAUAGCAACAGCACAAUCAGGUGGGACGUUUGUGUUGGGGAAAAGUCAAGAUUCAUUUCAACUGGAGAGGAACGCUGAAAAUGGAGCUGCAACAUUUCUCCUCCCUAAAGUUGACUUCAGUCAGGCUGGGUCAUACUUCUGUGAAUAUAAGAAGCAAAUGUAUAAUCAAGUGGUUAAUUUUCCUCAAGGGGAUGUUGUUAAGCUCUCUGUUACUGUAAAACUGGAGAAGCCCAGCAUUUCCCUGACGAUGCCUCAUGCAAUGAUAAUUAACAGCCCUGACAAAAAAUUGGUCAACAAAGGCGACAGCUUCUCCAUCAACUGUUCUAUUAAUUCCAUAUAUCCUGGAGGUUACUUCUAUCUGAAAAGGUCUAACAUCAGCACCACUGAAGCUAAACCAGCGUUUGGUCGUGGUUUAGUUUAUGUUGCAUCCUUUGAAUUCCCCUCAGUGGACCAUGAACACCAAGGAGAGUACAGUUGUGUCUAUAGUGUUAAUUUGUCAUCCAAGGCCUUCACGUCUGUUCCAUCAAAAACAAUCCAAGUCACUGUUGUUGGUGGUGUGUCCUCUUCAGUUGUUUCUGGAGUACUGAUUGCCAUUGUGGUGUUGAUACUUCUGCUGGUUAUCGGUUACAUUGUCUGGAGAAAGAAAAGAAGGAGUACUGAUACCACUGUUAGGUUUACCAGCAGAUUUGGAGGAGCAAUAGAACAACUUAUGGGAUACAAUGACAAAGACCACAAUACUCAAGGCAAUGAGCAGCAUGGAGUCAGUCAAGAAGUGGAUGUAGAUGGAGGCCAGGAUGGAUGCCUUGGGAAGAUGGACCAGACCGGCGUCAUGGACAAAUCCACUUACAUACACAUCCAUAACCCCAACCAACAGUUAAGCAAAAUGAGCAAACUCUGCAUUUUCUCGCAACCCAUUGAACAGGAGGACAAGACCAUAAUAUGUAGCAGAACCUCCAGCUGUGUCAGAACAACUGAGAGCUUCUGAGAACAGUCAUUUUUGUGAGGUAAGGAAGCGUCUGUUUCACUGCUUUGAUGUAAACGGUAUACAUUCAAAUUUAGUAGACACUAAGCUUUAAUCUGUGAUGUGAGUUUUUAUUUAUAUGCAACAAAAGAGGUAUUUUAACAGUCCAAAAAUUGAUCUUGAUCAGUUAAAUAUAUAAAUAUACAGACAUUGGUACAAAAACACCUGAAGCAAUAAUUGUACAUUUUGGAUGAAAUACAUGUAGCUAUGUCCCACCUCAC
Molecule: messenger RNA, 6819 nt
Organism: Sphaeramia orbicularis (orbiculate cardinalfish)
Lineage: Eukaryota; Metazoa; Chordata; Actinopteri; Kurtiformes; Apogonidae
Product: deleted in malignant brain tumors 1 protein-like
Exons: 27
Coding region: 182-6562 (2126 amino acids)
Cellular component (GO): membrane
Source: RefSeq, a predicted model, not a curated record